CUUAUUAAAUAGUUCUAAAUUGUACAUGCAAGGAGUAAUGUUAAACAGUAUUAAAGCGAGCUGAGACGCGCAAUGCUUUGAAGAACGAAAUUUACGAUGGGUGCAAUGGAGUAUCCUGCAGCGCUGUCUUUCAAUGCAAGCCUUCUUAGUGUAGCUAAUGAGGGAUCAGGCACUGCAUCAGAUAGGAGCGUACAAGUCGGGGCCGAAUUUCAAGCGACUGAUUCAAAUCUUCAUUCACCAGAGACCCUUCCAGAAUACAUAGAAACUGUAGACCUGUGCCAGCCCUUGUGGUCCCCCUCGUCGCAUCAUUUGUCAGACCCAGAAAUAAACGAGUAUCUACAAGGGAUUUCCAAGUUCGGCCAUUUCACCGAAGAACAAGCUCUAGCCAUGCUAACUUUCCACAAUUUUGAUAUCAAAUUAGCCACUGAAGACCUUAAGAAGUAUCGUCCGAUAGACAAUAAAUGGUGCGACAAUGACCGCGUAGCUUUCGAAAAUGCAUUUAAGUUGCACGGAAAGAAUUUUUCGAAAUUGCAAGAAGCAGUGAAUCAUCGGAGUUUGGCAGAUGUGAUUUCGUUUUAUUAUCGUUGGAAGAAACAGAGUAUUAAAACUACAGUUAUGACAGAAUAUAUAAACCAAAUGACAAACAAACAAGACGGAUAUGUGAGUUGGUGGGAUUCUGAAGACGACGAAUAUCUUAUUGCCCUCAAGCGACGAAGACUAGACACCGACCAGCCUCAAACGUCAUCAGGAGUAACAAAACACGACCUACUAGAGUUCAAACCCAAUCACAAAAACUCCAUGUUUGACCUUAAAAACAACAGACACCUGACUUUAAACCGAAAAGUCACAGAUUUGAUCGUAAUAGACGAUGACAACGAAGAGGACGAAAAGAAUUCUUUGGACUCGAAAGGAAGUAUUCUAAAUGGGCAACAAUCGGCUACAACGUCAUCCAGUGGCAAUGUUUCAACCAAUAGUUUCGCUAGUUUGCCAGCUCAUAUGUCUUUAAGUACGAAGCAACUUACAAAACUAGUAGCUGACGCACCAAAUUGGACUAAAAUUAAAGAUGAAAUGGAACGCAGGAAGAUUCAGUUGCAUCAGGAAUUGCAGCAGUUGAAACGAGACACUACUGAGGCGCUCACUAAGUUUCCCAACGACAAGAGUCACUUCAGAGACUCAAGAUUGUGCAAGCGCCUUUUUGAAACCCUGCAACGACAGCAGAAAACACCAAAAUGGGCGCCCAGAGAAACUGAAUUCUUCCUAGUCUCAGUUCGGAAGCUGGGAAUAAGUGAUCUGGAACUACUGGCUGGAAUCAUGGGAACUAAGACCGCACAGCAGAUUGAACAGUUUCUUCCAGAGGCUAGAAUCAAGUUUAGACUGGAUGAUUUAUUGGAUAAGGAAAAGUUGGAAAGAUAUGCGUCUGGCCUGUCCUGCGCAAGUUCUAUCUCGAGUGUAGGCAACAGCAAUGUACAAUUAAUUAAUUCAAAUCUUGUUAACAAUGCAACCGCAGAGCCUUCAGGUAUCAAUCAGCAACCAUCGAGUGCAGCCAGGCAUAACACACCCCCACCACCUUACGAUUUCAGCGUCCGGAAUCGAAGCAGCUUAACCAUGAAUGGAUACCACACGAAUGGACACUCGGCCAAACCUCCGAAUAGCACAAACGGUUUUGUACGCUUUUCUUCGAUUAACGGAAUGAGAAAUAAUUUAAAUCAUAAUCAGCCGAGUAGUCAGUUUGCAUCGAACGGAAGCAGAAUAAUUAAUGGAACUAUUAUGUCUAGUCAAGUCAACGGAAAUGGAAAUACAAACUACAUCGCGGAACCUGAUGAUGAUAUUAUGGAGAUUUUCCCGACCAAAUCUUGAAUCAAAAACAGAACUCUUUGAUUGAUCCUUCCUGAUUUUAAACUGAAAACAGUUUGAUAUUUUAAGGCUAACUUUAAAAUUGUUAAGUGAAACUUAAAUGAGAAUAUAAUUAUAUAAUGAAAUAGUGCUUUGAUUUGGUAUAAUUAAGCAAAUUAGCCUAUAAAUUUACACACUUUAAUUUACUGUCUAGAACUUUG
Molecule: messenger RNA, 2054 nt
Organism: Symsagittifera roscoffensis
Lineage: Eukaryota; Metazoa; Xenacoelomorpha; Acoela; Convolutidae
Product: REST corepressor 1-like
Exons: 9
Coding region: 97-1857 (586 amino acids)
Biological process (GO): negative regulation of DNA-templated transcription; regulation of transcription by RNA polymerase II
Cellular component (GO): histone deacetylase complex; transcription regulator complex
Molecular function (GO): transcription corepressor activity
Source: RefSeq, a predicted model, not a curated record